CCGUUUCCUACAUGUAGAGGGGGCAAUCUUGACCCAAAGCCUUCCAAAUGGGUCAAUUUGGGUUGCUUUUAAAAUUAUAUGGGUUGGUUUGGGUAAGAUAUUUUAACUAAAUGGGUCACAAUGGGUCACUUGAAAUUCCAUCUUAUUAUUUUCGGGUCAAAGCGGGUCGACAACAUUAAAGAAAUGGGUCGAUGUGGGUUAGUGUCUUAAAGAAUCGGGGUAGGUUUCGGAUCGGAAUGGGUUCAGUUCAAAUUGAGUUUCGGGCCGAGACGGGUUUCGGCACGACGCAGGUUUUGGAUCGGAACAGGGUCGGUUCGGGUCGGGUUUCGGGCUGACACGGGUUUCUGCAUGGGACGGGUUUCGGAUCGCAACGGGUUUUGGGCCGACUCAAGUUUCUCCACGAGACGAGUUUUGGGUCAGAACUAUUUUCAUACCGUUUCGACGCGAACCGUUUCGACGCGUACCGUUUCGACGAGAACCGUUUCGACCCGUACCGUUUCGACCAGUACCGUUUCGACGGGAACCGUUUCGACCCGUACCGUUUCGACCAGCACCGUUUCAAAUCGAACCGUUUUGACCAGUACCGUUUUGACCAGUCGCGUUUCGACCUGUACCGUUUCGAAUCGAACCGUUUCGACCCGUACCGUUUCGAAUCGAACCGUUUCGACGCGUACCGUUUCGACGCGAACCGUUUCGACCCGUACCGUUUCAACCAGUACCGUUUCAAAUCGAACCGUUUCGACGCGAACUGUUUCGACCAGUACCUUUUCGUAUCGAACCGUUUCGACCUGUACCGUUUCGAAUCGAACCGUUUCGAUCUCAUGUGAUUAUAGUUUUACUUGUUACAGGAAAAACAUAUCGUUUUGUGUACACAUUGUUCGCAUUUUCACAAGUUUAAACGUCAGAAUUAAUUCAAAACCAUAAUUUGCUUCUUGUAGAAAUAGAAGGUUCGUACACACUACAAAAGAACUACACAAACAUGGAUAUUCUUGUUGACCAAUCAUAUUCUUUCUUAAUGACCAUGUCUCAAACUGGAAGCAAUGAUUAGUAAGGAGCCAUCUUGCAUAACCAAUCUAAAUUGCAUUUGCAUAUUAAUAGAAUUGUGUUUUUAUUUCUUUUGUUUUUAAAUUUUGCAAAUUGUCGUCAUUUAACAUUACGAAUACAAUUGUAUUUUUAUAGCCAACCCGACCCGAAACCCGUUCUGACCCGAACCCGUUCCGACCCGAACCCGUUCUGACCCGGACCCGUUUUGACCCGAACCCGUUUCGACCCGAACCAAAACAACCCUUUUUUUAAUUGACCCGUUUUGACCCGAACCCGUUUCGACCCGAACCCGUUUUGACCCAUGACCCGAUCCGACCCGACCCGACCCGUUUGCCAGGUCUACCUACAUGGAUAGAUUCUUAUCCACAAAUGUUGUUAACGUGAAGAGUGUUUCGCUUCUUGGUCUUUCUUCACUGAUCAUUGCUGCGAAAUAUGAAGACACUUACCCACUGGAUGCUGAAGAUUUGUGCUGCUACUAUGCGAAUAGUCACACAAAGCAAGACGUUUUGAAAAUGGAAGCCGAUGUCCUCAAAGCGCUCAACUUUGAAAUGGGCUCUCCCACAGUCAAAUCAUUCCUGAGAAGAUUGACGGACGUUGCUCAAGAGGAUUAUGAAACACCCGAUUCGCUGGUGGAGUUCUUGAGUUAUUAUUUGGCUGAGUUAAGCUUGUUAGAAUACGGCUGCCUCAAGUUUUUACCUUCUUUGGUAGCUGCAUCUGUUACCUUUCUUGCAAGAUUCACACUCAGACCAACAUCACAUCCGUGGAAUCUGUCUCUGGAGCAAGUCUCCGGUUAUAAGCCAUCAGACUUGAAAGAAUGUGUUCAAAUUUUACAUUAUUCGCAAUUAAAUAGACCAACAGGCAAUAUGGUGGCGCUUACAGAAAAAUACAAGAAACAUAAGUACAAAUGUGUGUCGGAGUUGGCAUCUCCAUCUGUAAUACCAGUCUCCUUCUUUGAAGAUGACAUCUAACAUGGUGAUGUGAAUGAAAAUGCGGAAGUAAUCACACCAGAAGAUAUCAAGAUCAAAGGGAUUAUGAAAAAACAAGAUGAGAAUCAACUGCUUCAGCUUGUUAUUGAUCAACACUCGUGAACGAUUACAAGAGAAUUGAAAUUGAAAAUGAAACUGAAUGAA
This is a messenger RNA of Helianthus annuus (common sunflower), 2174 nucleotides long. Its product is annotated as G2/mitotic-specific cyclin C13-1-like. Gene Ontology annotation, cellular component: cytoplasm; nucleus; cyclin-dependent protein kinase holoenzyme complex. The record is from RefSeq and is a predicted model, not a curated record. Gene Ontology annotation, biological process: mitotic cell cycle phase transition; regulation of cyclin-dependent protein serine/threonine kinase activity. Bases 1392 to 2012 code for a protein of 206 amino acids. The transcript has 6 exons. Gene Ontology annotation, molecular function: cyclin-dependent protein serine/threonine kinase regulator activity. Lineage: Eukaryota; Viridiplantae; Streptophyta; Magnoliopsida; Asterales; Asteraceae.